Molecule: messenger RNA, 2135 nt
Organism: Sorghum bicolor (sorghum)
Lineage: Eukaryota; Viridiplantae; Streptophyta; Magnoliopsida; Poales; Poaceae
Product: protein ANTAGONIST OF LIKE HETEROCHROMATIN PROTEIN 1
Exons: 1
Coding region: 614-1939 (441 amino acids)
Source: RefSeq, a predicted model, not a curated record
CUUAGCAUCAAAAACAUGAGCUACACCCCUUUUGGGGCACACUCCCAAGUCCCACCAGCAUGACAAGAGAAUGCCUUGUAAGCACCCAGCGAUCAGCACCAUAUAUAUUUGCCGAUAGAAAAAGGCACCAUAUGUACUUGCCCUCCUCUCAUGAGCGGCCCGGCCCGGUCCAAUACGUAACUGGGCCAGUCCUCUCCUAUCCACAGUCCACGUGAAACCGAGCCCAAUCUGACUCCUCAGACCUGACCUGACACCAAAAUUACUGCGAAUUAAUUGCAUGUCCUAUUGCCCCAACACGACGACGUGGCCGUCACAUCCGUCUCCCGAGGAAAGCAGAGCACCCGUUUCCCACUGCCGCAGCUGCAAACCUGCAAAAGCCCAUGUCGUCGUCAAGCCCGAGGCCAAGGGGGAGCCCAGCUACUCUGCCUCUGCUUGACCCAACGAGCUAGGCUCGCGCACUCCAGAGUCCAGAGUCCAGAGUGCACCCAGUCCGGUCCACUGCUCCCACUCCCACCUGUCGCCGUCGCCACCGCUAUCGUCCAGCUCCCCGAAACCCGCAAAAAACCACCACCACCUCCCCACUACGCGCGGCGCGCGCGCUCGCUUUCCGAGGAUGGUCGCCUCCGGCCGCAAGAGCUCCCGCCGCGCGCCCAUUCCCGCGCCAUCGUCUCCCCCGACGGCGCCGGCGGUGGCUCCCCAGUCGCCGCCGCAGCUGACGUCGCUGCUGGCGCUGCUCGCCUCGUCCGUCACCCUGGCGCUGCGGUUCGCGUCCGACCGCGACCUCCUGCUGCGCCCGUCCCAGACGCUGGCGCUGGACCCGCUCCUCCUCUCCGCGGCGCGCGCCGUGUCCCGCCUCCUGGCGCAGCUCCCGCUCCACCUCCAGACGCUCACGCUCACCUCCCUCUCGCUGUCCCCGCCCACGCCGUCGCCGCCGCUGCCCUCCUCCUGGUUCCUCCGCCUCCUCUCCUGCCCUUCCCUCCCGGACACCGCCUGGCGCGACGCGUUCCGCAUGUCCAAGCCGGCUUUCUUCCAGCUCCUCCACGCCCUCGCGCUCCCGGCGCCCGCCGCGUCGUCCUCGUCCUCGUCCCUCGCGCUGCCGCCCGACCACAAGCUCGGCGCCGCGCUGUUCCGCCUCGCCCACGCCGCGCCCGCGCGCGCCGUUGCGCGCCGCUUCGGCCUCCCGUCCCCCGCCGUCGCCGCGCGCGCCUUCUACGAGGUCUGCCGCGCGAUCGCCGAGCGCCUCGCCCUGCUGCUCGACCUCGCCGCGCCCGACCGGAUCGCGCGCGCCGUGCCGGGGUUCUGCGCGCUGUCGCUACCCAACUGCUGCGGCGCGCUCGGGUACGCGCGGUUCGGGGAGGCGGCCGUCGCGCAGGCGCUGGUCGACGCCGAGGGUCGCUUCCUCGACGUCUCCGUCGGGUGGAACCCGGAGAUGGCGCCGGCGGAGAUCCUCCCGCGGACGAAGCUGUACACCUCCCAGACCAUGGUGCUCGCCAAUGCGCCUCAGGGCGAGCUCAUCGGUGGCUCGGUGCCGCGCUACUUCUUGGGGCCAGCUUGCUGCCCGCUGCUCCCCUGGCUUGUGACACCGUACAAGCCUGUGGUGGAUGCCACUGAUGACUUAUCCAAAGAGAGCAUCUUCAACCAUGUGCACGCGCACGGGCAGCAGGUGGUGAAGAAUGCCUUUGGCCAUGUGCGGGCACGGUGGCGCCUUCUGGAGGAAUGCUGGAAGGGCGAGUGCCAAGAGGCACUGCCGUAUGUUGUGGUUGCUGGUUGUCUGCUCCACAAUUUUCUCCUCCAAUGCGGCGAGCCGAUGACUGCAGAGGUUCAACGGAGUGAUGAUGCUGAUGUGUUUGUGGACUUUGAGGGUGAGAAGGAUAAGGAGGGGGAGAGAAUCAGGGAUGUUCUUGCUGCACAUUUGAGCUUGGUAAGCAGAAACCAGUGAAGAGUGUAUAUAGGAGUCUGUAGUCUGUCCCCAGCAUCUGGAAUGCUGAUGUCUGUAUGUAUGUAUCUUAUGCCAUCUUCAGCUGCUUUAAUCUAAUGCUCGACUCUUCUCAGUUCACUUGACUAGCCAACUGCUAGCUUUCUGUGUGGCACUAAAAAUUGGUGACAUGCCUGAUGUUGGUAGUUUCAUUCUCAUA